UUCUGCCAACACAGCUAAAAUGAGACGGAAAACUUUUUGUUCCAAAGUUGAUGUAAUGGUCUACUGCGAAGCAGAUUGGGCGUUUUCAGUUCAUUUAUACAAGAUGACAAAUUUAACCCUCGAGAGGUGAUUUAUGGGAUUGCGGACAGAAGAAAUCGUUGAGAGCGACCGAGAGCGAAAAAUCACGGUAUACGUUGUAUUUCUGCAAAUAAGGAGUGGAAAACGACGUGCGACAGCAAACAGUUUUGAUUCAGGUACAAAAUCAACAUUUGGCGCCAUGGCCUCUGAAAAUAAUCUGUCUGGGGUAAAUGAAACAAAGACACCAAAGAGUGUGUUUCAGACAGAAUCUCCUGAACCCAGCUGUGUGUCUAUAAAGAGUGACUGGUCAAUGAAGGAUCUACCUUGGUUCAGUGAGACAGACUCUCCUGCUAAUGUGAGUGUGUUUCAGACAGAAUCUCCUAAACCCAGCUGUGUGUCUAUAAAGAGUGACUGGUCAAUGAAGGAUCUACCUUGGUUCAGUGAGACAGACUCUCCUGCUAAUGUGAGUCUGAUUCAGAGAAAAUCUCCUGAACCCAGCUGUGUGUCUAUGAAAAGUGAGCAGUCAAUGAAUCGUCCACCGCUCUGUAUUGAGACAGACUCUCCUGCUAAUGUAAGAAACAAAACAGAUAAAUCAAAGUCAGAAUCAAACUCUACUGAAAAGAAGCAGUUGGACUCCAUCUUUAAGAAUCUCAAUCACCAAAUCAUCCCUCUGAUGAAGAAAGAGCUGCAGAUGUUUAAAAGAGUUCUGAGCCUAGAUUACCCAUCAUGGUCUGAGAGAGAAGAGGAAGAUGAAGGUCAGAGAAAAGUCAGAGAAGGGCUUCUGAAGAUCACACUGACUGUCCUGAAGGAGAUGAAGCAGACAGACCUUGCUAACACACUACAGACGAGACUUGCCCCUUUGUAUUUGAAACAACACAAACGCAGCCUAAAUGAGAAAUUUCAGAAAAUGAAUGAAGGAAUAUCAAAUCAAGGAAGCUCUAUAUCUCUGCACGAGAUCUACACAGAGUUAUACAUCACAGAAGGAGGGAGUGGAGAGGUCAAUAAUGAACAUGAGCUGAGACCGAUUGAGACAGCAUGCAGAAGACCAGAAAGACAGGGGACAUCAAUCAAAUGCAAUGACAUAUUCAGACCUUCACCUGGACAAAGCAAACCUAUUAGAACUGUGCUGACUAAAGGAGUUGCUGGAAUUGGAAAAACAGUUUCGGUGCAAAAGUUCAUUUUGGAUUGGGCUGAAGGAAAAGCAAAUCAGGAUCUCCACUUCAUAUUUCCCCUUCCUUUCAGAGAACUGAAUUUGAUAAAGCACAGAAACCUCACUUUGAUGGAGAUUCUUCGUCAUUUUUUCACACAUACAAAUGAACUGACAUCAACAGAUGUUAAUGACUUUAAAGUCCUGUUUAUCUUUGAUGGCCUGGAUGAGUGUCGACUUCCUCUUGAUUUUCUAAACAAUCCAAGCUUGUCUGAUGUAACACAUUCAGCCUCCAUGGAUGUGCUGCUGACAAACCUCAUCAAGGGGAAUCUGCUUCCUUCUGCUCUCCUCUGGAUCACCUCUCGACCAGCAGCAGUCAGUCAGAUUCCUUCUGAGUGUGUUGACCUGGUUACAGAUGUACGAGGGUUCAAUGAUCCUCAAAAGGAUGAAUAUUUUUGGAAGAAGGUAAAUGAUCUAAGUUUGGCCAGUAGAAUCAUUGCACACAUCAGAUCAUCAAGAAGCCUGUAUAUCAUGUGUCACAUCCCGGUCUUCUGCUGGAUUUCAGCCACUGUUCUAGAGGAAAUGAUGGGUGAAGCAGAGAGUGCAGAGAUCCCCAAGACCCUCACUCAAAUGUUCAUACACUUCCUGAUCUUUCAGACCAAACUAAAAUCCAUGAAAUAUGAUGGAAAAUGUGAUGUAGAUCGUAAACAGGCUAGAAAUAGUAUCAUGUCACUGGGAAAUCUGGCUUAUCAACAGCUGGAAAAAGGGAACCUGAUCUUUUACGAGGAGGACCUGAGAGAGUGUGGCAUUGAUGUCAGAGAUGCAUCAGUGUAUUCAGGAGUUUGUACCCAAAUCUUCAGAGAGGAGUUUGGGCUGUACCUGGAGAAGGUGUACAGCUUUGUUCAUCUGACCAUUCAGGAGUUUAUUGCGGCUUUAUAUGUGUUUCUUUGCUUUUUCAGACAAACAGGACCUGCUAACAUGUUCAGAUCAACAUUGACUGAUUUACUAAAGAGUGAAGUGGACAAGGCCUUGAAGAGUGAGAAUGGUCACCGUGAUCUUUUCCUCAGAUUCCUGCUGGGUCUCUCCCUGGAGUCCAAUCACACUCUCCUACGAAGUCUUCUGAAAAAGACAAGAAACAGACCUCAUAACAAACAAGAAAUAGUUGAGUACAUUAAGAUGAAGAUCAGGGAGAACUCCUCUUCAGAGAAAUCCAUUAAUAUGUUCCACUGUUUGAAUGAACUGAAUGAUGACUCUCUAGUGCAGGAAGUCCAAACAUACCUGAGCAGCACAGGUACCAGUUGUCUUUCAACAGUCAAACUCUCUCCUUCUCAGUGGUCAGCUCUGGUGUUUGUGCUGCUGAACUCAGAAGAGAAGCUGGAUGAGUUUAAACUAAGUAAAUAUCAGAAAUCAGAGGAAUGUCUUCUGAGGUUGCUCCCAGUGAUAAAAGCAUCUACAAAAGCAGAGUUGUAUAACUGCAGUAUUGGAGAGAAAGCUUGUGCUACUCUGGUUUCAGCUUUGAAAUCCAAUCCUUCCCACCUGAGAGAGCUGAAUCUGAAUUAUAAUGAACUAGGAGACACAGGAGUGAAGCUGCUCUCUGAUCUACUGCAGGAUCCAAACUGUAAACUGGAAGCACUACAUGUGAGUCGCUGUAAUCUCACAGAGAGAAGCUGUCCAUCUCUGGCCUCAGUUCUCAGCUCAACCUCCUCAAGUCUGAUAAAGCUGAACCUGAGUUACAGCAGUCUACAGGAUUCAGGAGUGGAGCUGCUCUGUAUAGGACUGAAAGAUCAGCACUGUAAACUAAAAAUAUUACAGCUGUGUAACUGCAGCAUUGGAGAGAAAGGCUGUGCCGCUCUGGCUUCAGGUCUGAGAUCAAAUCCCUCAAACCUGAGAGAACUGGAUCUGAACUAUAAUAAACUAGGAGACUCAGGAGUGAAACUGCUCUCUGAUCAACUGCAGGAUCAACACUGUAAACUGGAGAAACUACAGUGA
This is a messenger RNA of Labeo rohita (rohu), 3214 nucleotides long. RefSeq names its product NACHT, LRR and PYD domains-containing protein 3. Gene Ontology annotation, molecular function: protein binding. Lineage: Eukaryota; Metazoa; Chordata; Actinopteri; Cypriniformes; Cyprinidae. The coding region runs from base 134 to 3214 and encodes 1026 amino acids. The record is from RefSeq and is a predicted model, not a curated record. The transcript is spliced from 12 exons.